GAGUCAAGCAGCUGGAAUGAUGGAAAGGCUGUCCAGAGGGGGAGCCUGAGAACGUGAGCGUGCACACUGAAGCGUCAAGCUUCACACCUCAGUAGGCCUCCGAGCAAGCGGUCCCGGGCGUGGGCCCUAUUCCGGAAGCCAUCCCUAUCGUCCAGCCGCAGUUCGCGGCUAACUUCAUGAAUUUCCUCUAGCAGAUGGCUAGAGCAUACGUUCCACCACCGCCACCACCGCCGCCACCAGUGGCGGUGGUCACCAUCGAGAAGCUCUGGAAGAACGGAGCUGAGGAAUUUCUGGGCGAUCAGAUCGCCGACCCCAUGAUCGCUAAACGGUGGUUCGAACGAACCAUCCGGGUGUUGGGGAACCUAAGGGUUCCACAGGAGCAGCGUGGCGACCUCGCAGUCGCAUUACUUCAGGAUUCCGCCUACGACUGGUGGAAGCGUGUGGGAGAAGACGUCCCGGAGCCCGUGCAGUGGGCCACAUUUGACCGACUCUUCCAUGAAGAGUACAUCCCUGAGCACUUCGUCGUGGCGAAGCGGGAGGAGUUCUUGAAGUUCACCCAGGGUGAACUCACACUACCUGAGUAUCGUCAGAUGUUUGACGAGCUCGCGGGGUUUGGGCAAGACCUCGUACCGACUGUGGAGAAGCGGUGCAAGCGCUUCGUGGAGGACUUACGUCCUGACCUUUCAGCUCAUUUGAUCAUUGCUCCUCGGAGUGACAUCAACGCGUUGUACAAGAAUGCGUUGGAUUUGAAUGAGGCCCUCGUCAAGAAGGCUGAGUUUGAGGAGACGCAGGGGGCGUCAGUGGCAUCAUCUCGUCCUCCUCCACCCCCGAAGGCGGGGAUCAGUGGCAAGAGAUCCUCCGCAGCGCCUAGCAGCUCUCACCAGAGCAAGAAGGUGAAGUCAACCCCAGCCCAGUCAUCUGCAUCCGUCCAGAAGAAGGGCAAAAGCGGUGAUGGGUUCCGUAACCCAAUCUGCGACCAUUGUGGGCGCAGGAAUCCAGGAGAAUGCUGGUACACUCUGGGCUUGUGCCUUGGGUGUGGUCAGGCGGGGCAUUUCCGCAGAGAUUGUCUGAAUAAUCUGGGUGAGGCAUUCUCGACCGCACCGGCCGCUUCAGCCCCAGCAGCACAGCCCACCCAGAGCCAGAAGUCGGCGGCAGCGUCAAGUCAGCCCAAGCGGCAAGCAUCUGGCGCUCAGGCGGGGAAGGCCUCGGCCCGCACUUACGCGAUGCGAGGGCGUACCGAGCAGCCAGCCCAUGACGUCAUCAUGGGUAUGUUUACCUUAUUCGAUACAUCUAUUACAGCCUUGAUUGAUCCGGGUUCCACUUUAUCAUAUGUUUGUAUGCUUAUGCCUGUUAUGCCUAACAUUCUGAGGGAAGUUUUAGACAACCCGGUAAUUGUGUCCAACCCAUUGGGACAUAGUCUGCGACUCACCCAUGUGUAUCACGAUUGCCCAUUAGUGGUCCAGGGAAAGACCUUCCCUGCAAGUCUCAUUGAGCUUCCACAUCGUGAGUUUAAUGUUAUUCUAGGCAUGGAUUGGCUCACCGUCAACCAAGCCGUUGUUAACUGUGGAGCUCAUACUGUUCGACUGAGAGCCGAAGACGGUAGUGACGUACUGAUCCGUGGUGAGCUUCUUCCGAAAGCUCCAGAAUUCAUUUCCUAUGUAAAGCAUUCUUGUGCACAGUGCGUGACACUCGUCAGGAGGUGUUAGGGGUGAACCAGGGGUCUUAUCAAGUUGUUAUUUUUGGAGAUGGAAUUGUGGAAUAAUGAAGGGGAAAUGGG
Molecule: messenger RNA, 1777 nt
Organism: Cuscuta campestris
Lineage: Eukaryota; Viridiplantae; Streptophyta; Magnoliopsida; Solanales; Convolvulaceae
Source: the annotation of a GenBank genome assembly